GGGCCAAUGAGGGCGAAGGGCGGGCUUCGGUCUCUCCGGGCGCCCGGCUUCCGGCCCCGCCUCCUCCCAAGAUGGCGACGGUGGCGGAGCUGAAAGCGGCCCUGAAGGAGGCGCUGGGUCGGAGCGGGGCGCUGGGGCAGGUGCGCGCCCGCGUCCGGGCAGAGGUCUUCGCCGCGCUGGACGACCCGGGCGAGCCGCGCCCCGCCGCCCCCCGAGAGACGCUCCUGCUGAACGAGCUGAUCCGCGAAUACCUGCAGUUCCAGCGCUUCCACUGCAGCGCCUCCGUCUUCCUGGCCGAGUCCGGCCAGCCCGAAAUCCCCUUGGACCGAGAUUUCCUCGCCAAGGAGCUGCACGUCGUGGAGGACACCAGCAGCAGAUCCGUGCCGCUUUUGUAUGGAAUUCUAACUCAGCUGUUACAAGGCAGCGAAGAGAAGGCCCCCCCACACGUCCCCCAGAGGCCCCUCGGUGGCACCUUCAAAGUGGACCACCAGAAAGCCCUCUAAUUGAAGCAGUUAAAUGGAAACUGUUGCAGACUCGGAACGUGGUGUGAGGCUUUUGAAGAUACAUGGGUUUCACAAGACAUCCAUAAAUAAAGUAACCGCAUCUUUUUAUGAGUA
Thamnophis elegans (Western terrestrial garter snake) is the source of this 617-nucleotide messenger RNA. It is a transcript of the gene CEP20, whose product is annotated as centrosomal protein 20. The transcript is spliced from 5 exons. Gene Ontology annotation, biological process: microtubule anchoring; cilium assembly. Gene Ontology annotation, molecular function: protein binding. Lineage: Eukaryota; Metazoa; Chordata; Lepidosauria; Squamata; Natricidae. Gene Ontology annotation, cellular component: ciliary basal body; motile cilium; centrosome. The record is from RefSeq and is a predicted model, not a curated record. The coding region runs from base 72 to 503 and encodes 143 amino acids.